Messenger RNA from Aspergillus ruber CBS 135680, 1890 nucleotides. RefSeq names its product putative proline--tRNA ligase AIM10. Lineage: Eukaryota; Fungi; Ascomycota; Eurotiomycetes; Eurotiales; Aspergillaceae. Bases 1 to 1890 code for a protein of 629 amino acids. Gene Ontology annotation, cellular component: cytoplasm; mitochondrion. Gene Ontology annotation, biological process: prolyl-tRNA aminoacylation. The transcript is spliced from 7 exons. The record is from RefSeq and is a predicted model, not a curated record. Gene Ontology annotation, molecular function: proline-tRNA ligase activity; ATP binding.
AUGGUGUUCGGGCAUCGCCCACGUCCGGGGCAUAUCUCGGCGGUGCAUCGAGUAUCUUUGGGGAUUGUCCGAUUUCAUAGAAUCCCGAAAUGUGGUUUACAUACCGAUGGUAGAAGCCGGAUAUCAAACUUCUGGAUCCCGACGGGAGGCAUCUCCAAGAAAGCCGUAGAGGGCAAGAAGGAGGACGCAAAUGACCUUCUGGUCCGGGGCGGAUUUCUUCGUCAGGCUUACUCUGGGAUAUUUCAUUUGCUACCGCUUGGUUUGCGUGUCCAGGAUAAACUUGAACGACUUAUUGACAAGCACAUGAGAUCUGUGGGCGCUUCUAAGGUUUCGUUAUCUUCACUAUCCUCCCAAGAGCUCUGGGAGCAGUCUGGCCGGUUAAAGGAGGGCUCGGAGGUCUUCAGAUUCCAUGAUAGAAAGGAAUCCCGUUUCCUUCUCGCCCCUACACACGAAGAGGAAAUCACUACAUUAGUCGGGAGUCUCACAAAAUCAUACAAAGAUUUACCUUUACGGGUAUACCAAAUAUCAAGGAAAUACCGCGAUGAGCCCAGACCACGACAGGGCCUUCUUCGCGGCCGAGAAUUUAUAAUGAAAGACCUCUACACAUUUGACUACAACGUCGAAGAAGCUCUGGAAACAUACAAAGCCGUCAAAUUGGCAUAUACGCACCUCUUCAACGAGCUGAAAAUACCCUACCUAGUUGCUGCUGCAGAUUCGGGCAACAUGGGCGGAAGCCUAAGCCAUGAAUUCCACUUCCCUACUUCCAAGGGCGAAGAUACGCUAAUCAGUUGCUCGAACUGCGAUCAUGUUUACAAUGAGGAGCUUGCGGAUGGAAAGGCUCAUGGUGCUGGUGCCGCAUCUUCGCCGUCGGCCGGUUUCGCUACGGAGGAAUCAUCUACAGACGGUUCAGGGACGGUCUCGACAGGUGCCUGGUUCGCCAUCUCAAGAGACAAGAGAACUCUGAUCCGGGGAUGGUAUCCUAAGUUUUUCAAACAACCCGGGUCCCAAGAACCCACGGAAAGAGAAGUCAGCUCCCACGCCGUGAAAUCCAUCGUCACAGCAGCAGGAAUCGACAUCGACCUGAGCGUGGAAAAUCCGCUCGAACAGUGGAUCACAUAUAUCAAAUCCCAAAAUUCCUCCGACGGCUCAACGCCCAGCGUGCUAGACCUCUACGACAACCAAGUACGAGUCUACCAACGUCCACCCCUCAGUGACCUCCUCCAGGGCACCGGCCGCUCGACAAACGAAAUCGAAUACUUCAUGCUUGACAAAUUCCCCAACACAACCAACGGCCUGGACCUAAUUAAAGUCCACGACGGUGACACAUGCCCUAAAUGCACGCAGGGAAUCCUCAAUCUCGACACCGCAGUCGAAUUAGGACACACAUUCUACCUUGGGACUCGCUACAGUGACGUCCUCAGUGCAUCGGUCAUGGUUGACAAGUCCCUGCUCGGCGCCACAAACUCAAAAGACCAGAUUGUUCCGAUGCAAAUGGGUUGUCACGGAAUUGGUGUCUCGCGAAUGAUCACAGCUGUGGCAGAUCGCCUUGCGGACACAAAGGGCCUUAAUUGGCCACGGGUUAUGGCUCCGUACGAAGUUAUCGUCGUGUCUGGGAAGGGUCUCGAGGGUGAAGCGGAGAAGGUAUACGAUUCGUUUGUAUCAUAUGACCCUGCCGCUCCUGUUGAUGCUAUCCUCGACGACCGUGAUAAGCAGAUGGGAUGGAAACUCGGCGAUGCCGAUCUCAUCGGAUACCCAAUCAUCGUGGUAGUUGGUAAAGGAUGGAAGAAUCAGCAGACGUUGGAGGUGCAGUGUCGUCGGUUGGGCCUGAGAGAAGACGUUCCUUUGGAUGAGCUGCCGAUGUUUGUGCGGUCUUUGCUGGAGCGAUUGUGA